Messenger RNA from Neogale vison (American mink), 9087 nucleotides. RefSeq names its product CDP-diacylglycerol synthase 2 (gene CDS2). The record is from RefSeq and is a predicted model, not a curated record. Gene Ontology annotation, cellular component: endoplasmic reticulum membrane. The coding region runs from base 158 to 1495 and encodes 445 amino acids. The transcript is spliced from 13 exons. Lineage: Eukaryota; Metazoa; Chordata; Mammalia; Carnivora; Mustelidae. Gene Ontology annotation, molecular function: phosphatidate cytidylyltransferase activity.
AGAGUUCCACGGCCAGCCGCCGGGCUGUGGUGGGUCCUGAGAGCUUCGCAGGCGGGGCGGGGCCGGCCGAGCGGAGUCCGCGCGCGCCCCCACUGAGCUGCCCGCUCCGGCGGCUGCGCUGCUCGCCUGCCGCGACGUCGCGCCGGGGUCUCCAAGCAUGACCGAGCUGAGGCAGAGGGCGGCCCGCGAGCCGGACGCGGCGCCCGAGGACAAGGAAUUGGAGUCAGAAGUGAAGAUAGAUGGAGAGACUGCUUCAGACAGUGAGAGCCGAGCGGAGACUGCUCCUUUAUCAACGUCUGUAGAUGAUACCCCAGAGGUCCUCAACAGGGCCCUUUCCAAUUUGUCUUCAAGAUGGAAGAACUGGUGGGUGAGAGGCAUCCUGACUUUGGCCAUGAUUGCAUUUUUCUUCAUCAUCAUUUACCUGGGACCAAUGGUUUUAAUGAUCAUUGUGAUGUGUGUUCAGAUUAAGUGUUUCCAUGAGAUUAUCACUAUUGGCUACAACGUCUACCACUCCUAUGACCUGCCCUGGUUCAGAACCCUCAGCUGGUACUUUCUACUGUGUGUAAAUUACUUCUUCUAUGGUGAGACAGUGACGGAUUACUUCUUCACUCUGGUCCAGAGAGAGGAGCCUUUGCGGAUUCUCAGUAAAUACCACCGGUUCAUUUCCUUUACUCUCUACCUAAUAGGGUUCUGCAUGUUUGUACUGAGUCUGGUCAAGAAGCAUUAUCGACUGCAGUUCUACAUGUUUGGCUGGACCCAUGUAACAUUACUGAUUGUUGUAACUCAGUCACAUCUUGUUAUCCACAACCUAUUCGAAGGAAUGAUCUGGUUCAUUGUCCCCAUCUCUUGUGUGAUCUGUAAUGACAUUAUGGCCUAUAUGUUUGGUUUCUUCUUCGGUCGGACCCCACUCAUCAAGCUGUCCCCGAAGAAGACCUGGGAAGGCUUCAUUGGGGGCUUCUUUGCUACUGUGGUGUUUGGCCUUCUGCUGUCCUAUGUGAUGUCCGGGUACAGAUGCUUUGUCUGCCCCGUGGAAUACAACAAUGACACCAACAGCUUCACUGUGGACUGUGAGCCCUCGGACCUCUUCCGUCUGCAGGAGUACAGCAUUCCUGAGGUGAUCCAGUCGGUCAUUGGCUUGACAACAGUCUGGAUGUACCCCUUCCAGAUCCACAGCAUCGCCCUCUCCACGUUCGCCUCGCUCAUUGGCCCCUUUGGAGGGUUCUUUGCAAGUGGAUUCAAACGAGCCUUUAAAAUCAAAGACUUCGCCAACACCAUUCCUGGCCACGGAGGCAUCAUGGAUCGCUUUGACUGCCAGUACCUGAUGGCCACCUUUGUUAACGUGUACAUUGCCAGUUUUAUCAGGGGCCCCAACCCAAGCAAGCUGAUUCAGCAGUUCCUGACCCUGCGUCCGGACCAGCAGCUACACAUCUUCAACACUCUCAGAUCUCACCUGGCCGACAAGGGGGUGCUGACAGCUGCCGUGGAGGAUGAGUAGCGCCCCCAGGCCCAAGAUGGCAGGAGCAAGCGAGCGAGGGGCUAGGCUCCAAGGCAAAGCCCCCCUGGUGUGACUCAAUCGAUGACAAGGCUUCAACUCACUGUCUUUUUUUUUUUUUUUUGUAGAGCAUUUUUUAUUUGUGGGUUUUCAGAACAAUCUGUAUAUACAGUCUAUGUGCUUAUGGUUUGGGUCGUGGGUAAACUACAAGUUGAAAGAAAUCACCGGGGUCAGACCUUCCAGGCUUUUUAAACAGAAGUUUUAACCUGGAAGACAGUGUUGCCCACCUGGGCUGCAUCUGCUUGGUGCUUCUUGCUCCCAAGCUAGAGUUUCUGUUGCCGGGCUCCAUCAGGGAGGGAGCGGAUGUUUAUCUGUGGCUGACCAGUUCAGGCCCCCCCCCCUUCCCCCAGCCUGCCCUUGUAGCUGCCCCCUAGCUGGAAAGAGGUGCAUGGCUUGGAUGUCUUCGCUCCGGAGAGCUUUCACCUGGGCCUCUCGAGAAUCCCUGCCCUGGAGUGACGGGACAGUUGCCUUCUGUCUGGAGGGACAAAGACUGUUUAAUUAGAUAAGCAUUCUACCCGCAAGAUCCUGUGGGGCGUGAGCUCUGCUUUAUGACAUGGGUUAACCUUACUUCAUCGCAAACUGAAAGAAGGCUUCAGUAUUUUUUUUUUCAGGAAGCACGAGAAAUUAUUUAUAAUAGUCCGAAAAAGUACACUGUAAUAUUUUGAGUGUAUGCGGUAGAACGUGCCGUCACGAGCCCUUCCCCUAGGUGGUCGGCUCACGUGGCUCCUCUUGGGCAGUUCGGCUAACUGUGUCUUUUCAGGGCCGAUGCCCUUCACGUUUGUGCUGUAGACUUGUUGCUGCUGAAUCCCUCCUGGGGGCUCUCCUGUUCGGCAGGGAGCAGGGGGUUUCUCGUUCACGUGCCCUUUGCCUGACCGACCGCCCUUGUAGCUGCUGUGUUGUGUAUAUACUACUCUAAAGGCAAGUGUGUACCUGUGUGUGUGUUUUAAAAAUCACUUAGUUCUUACAGUGAUUUCAGUUGUACCAUGACUUCUUCACUGCAACCACAAAAUCCUGCUUACAACUCUGGAAACCUAACCUGAUUAGAGGUAUAGAGGUGUGACUGUUCUGAAGAUUACAUGCACACUUUAUAUAUAUAUAUAUACAUACAUACGUAUAUAUAUAUAUAUAUGAAAUGUGACCAGUUUAAAUGUGGUUCAUAUUUUAUUGAGGGACCUUUUUUCUUUUAAACUGUGAUCCCCCCCACCCCACCCCCGCCUUCUGAUAGGAGUGAUGUUGACUUUAGGGAGACAAAUUCUUUGUUAGGUCAACAAGCAGGGGAGGAUAGGAAAGAGAACUGGUGCCCAUCUGUGUUCAGUUCUUCCGUGCCAUGCUGGUUCUCCUUGCCAAAUGAGGGUGCGGUGACUUGCUUCAGCACCUUGGUCUGCUACUGUCUCAUUCUGUUUCUGUUUCCGUCAAUCGUCCUUGAAAGCUCACGGUCAGCUCAGCUCACUGCCAUGUGCGGGCACAGGGCGGCAGGCCCCCGUUGACAUGGCAGCUCACGGUCACUGCCUGGGUCUCCCCACGAGUGCAACACUGAAGCAGCUUUCCCCGUCUGACCUUGUACUUCCGUUUCAACAUGUGGCUUUCCUGGUUCAGGGCUGAGGGCCCCAUAAAAACAAAGUGUGUUUUUGUGUGGGGUGUCCAUUCUGCCCGGGUAACCCUGGGCAGGACACAUCCCUCUCUGGUCCUCGUGUUCUGAGCACUCCCUUAAUUCAGUAUUCCGUGAUUCUGACUGAGCAGGUUCGUGUCCCCAGAGGCUACUUGUGAGUAUUGAGUUGUGUCCUCGGCACACAAACAGCAAGAGCUUUCAGGCCGUUUCUAAAUGCUUGUCUUUGAGAUGAAUCAGUAUCUCACCAACCUAUCUUAAACAGUGGAGGUUAUUAGUAACAAAUCUAGUUUUCACAUUGAAGAAUGGACUUGGUUCCUAAAACCAGAGACAGAAGGGGUUGUCUCUGUCACCUUAUUGUGGGUCUGCAGUGGGCGUCUUGGUGGCUGGGGCCCAGCAGCCCUUGAAUAGGGGCAUCGUUGGGAUCGGCGUGCCUGGCGCAAUCCUUUGUGGAAGGCAGUGGUUGCUGAGGGGGCCUCUGGCGUCCUGGGAGACUGAAGCUGGAUGUUCACAAGAGCUCUUCGCAAGAAGUCCAGAAGGUCAGCUUCGGUUUUAUCUUCUAUUUUCCCCACAUGCUUUCUGGUCAAGGAAGAAGAAUUUCCUAGCCUAGUAGCCAGGCAAGCAAAGCCACCUGUGUCUCUGUCUAUACACAGUGUUUUUCUUUCUUCCAUUUAUUGAGGUAUUUCACCAUAUAAACAAGAUUGCUAGAGACUAUUUUAACAUACCCCUGUGCAGGUCUUCAUGAAUGGCAUAACUUGCUUCAGAUCCACUUGUUUGUGUGUGAGAAAUAAAAUGUGACAGAAACUGUGUGCUCUCCCUUGUGACUUCCGUGUCUCCCUUCCAUGUGUGGUGUGAUGUUUCCCACUUGUUAUUGCAUCAUAAAUAUCCUGCAGUCCUGGUUCAGAGACUUUUGUUUUCUGCUCUGAAUCUUCCACUUUCUCACAGCGGCCCUCUAAGGCGCCUCAGGUGGGAGUCCCGAGCACCUUGUGGCUGAGGACGCAGAGGCCCAGAGCAGUGGGAGCCUUUCCCAGGGUCAUGUGGCAGAGGCAAGCCUCACUCUACCUUGCACUCUGUGUACCAGGACAGGGUUCAUCCCUCGCCCCACUUGCUUUUGUGAAAGUGGUGGUCAGUGUGCCAGGAAUUCAGCAUCUGGUGGACCUGUGCCCCAGGAUGGAGCUUAGGGAGGGAGCUGAUGAGCAAGGUUGUCAUGGAAACCAGGGAGCAUCUACAGAGUGUCCUCCCUGGGGACUGCUCAGGGGACACCCGAGUCUUUUCCCCUUAUGAGCACUUGCCACCCCUUUAACUGCAUUGCCUCAGCAUUGAGAAAGUCACAUGUAUGUUUUGCUUCUGAGAGUGAAACCCCCUAAGGCAGCCUGGGUCUUAUUUGUGUUUAUUAUUUUUUGCCUAUUUCAUAUUCUGAGCAUAUUAGUAGCUAUAGUAUAAUUAUAUUUAAAAUGUAUUUACUCUUAGUAUUUUCUAUAUUCUGUAUUCCUAAGUCGAUAAUGUAUGUCUGAAGUUAGUAUCUCUUUCACUUUUAUAAGGGGUGAAAUGUAGUAUUUCAUCAUACACAGGUGGACUUAGGAGCCAUUUUUGUGGUAUUUAUUUAUUUUUCCCCACUGGGCUUCUUCUCCUGUAACUUGACAUAUUUUUGGAAUCUUUCUGUAUACCCUAUUUUAAAGGAGAUUAAACAGAUCCUGAUUUGAGUAAGCUAGUUGCUGAGUUGGCUAGAGGCUGAUACGAAUGGAUCCUUGAGUUCAGAUCUUCCAAGGGUCCGUGAAUCCGCAGCUGGCCCAGAGCACCCCUGAUGUUGAUGGGAGAUGGCAGGGGCAGGAUGUGAAUGACUCAGGGCAAAGUGCGUCACUGCUCAGAAAACUCAGCAAUGGCCUUGCUCUGUAAGGAGCCUGCCCAGGUCCAUUUCUAAGCAAGUAGCUUUUCAUUACUCUACCAGAUGUCUAUCAUUGCCAGAACCUCUUCUUGUGUCUGAAGUGUCUUUGGCACCGUCGCGAUCUUCCUUGCUUUCCCAUUGCGGUGAUGUGCUGAGUAGCAGGUAGAGUGGGGAGGGGGUUGGUUUCACUUGGACCCACCAAAGUGGGUGGGAAGAGCUAAGAGGAGGAUGUCCAGGUGGCUGUGUAGACAUCACAGGGCGGUAAACCGUUUGCAGACUCACUGUGCUUGUCUGCAGCAGGGACCCCGAAGGAAUAGCUGGAACAAACCAUUGGCUUCCCGCAGACGGGCUAACUCCUGGGCAGAGUCUCAUUAUUCUGUCCUUGUCAUGGUCAAAAUGAACUUCUCUUUCCCUCGAUUGCUGUCCACACAGUUGCCCAGUUUCUAGUUUUUGAAAACAUUUGCCACUCCCACUACCUGACUUGGUUUCCCUUGUUGGGUGAGGAUCUGAUGGCCUGAUCUGCAGAGGGUGCUGCCCUUUGGACCAAGAGAUAAUGAGUGAAAGGUCUCUUCUAGGCCCACCUUCUCUUGGUCCCAGACUCUGCUCACCCACGUCCUUGCAGAAGGCGGCCCUCUUCUCAGUAAUGAAUGGAGUCCCAGUUGCUGACUGCUUGUACCACUGGAUGGUGGCCCUGUCUUUCUGUUCCUCCUGGCUCUGCCCUGCCACCCUCCCCUUUUCAGGCUGACCAGCAGUGACCUUACUUACCUGGGCUCUCAGAAGGGUAGAGGCUAUACUUCCCUGGGGCUCUCUCCUGACUGAGUGAGAUUUUCGCUGGUUUGUAUGUAGACUGUUUCGAGGGCAAAGAGAUCAUAGCUGUGAGGGCCAUUUGGAGGUAUGCUUUGGAUGCUGAAAUGUUAGGGUUUGUAGAACAUGUGGAUGAUUUAUGAGACUGGGGGCAGAAUAGGUGACAUCUAGGACCUUAUGGCCAGUGGGUUUCAAAUCUGUUGGCCAUUUGAAGACUCUGUCCCGUUCCCUCCCUCUCUCCACCAAAUGCCUUUCUGCUGAAGCUCCUUUUUAUUCUUGAGCCAGUAAUAUGCCAACAGUGUGUUUGUUAAUAAUAAUUGCAAUAAUAGUCAUAGUGCUUAAUAUGUGCCAGGUAUAGUACUAAGGGCUUAUCCCUUUUAAUCUAGAAAACAACCUUUAAUUAGGUAUUAUCCCCAUUUUAUAGGUAAGGAAACUGAGGCACCAUGACAGGCUGAUCUCAGUGGCUGAGGAGAUAGACUUGCGGCUCCAAUAGCCCUAGGUCUGGGCAGGUUACUGGGUGUAACUCCAACUGGUGGCGUCUGAGAGUUGCACCUCCCUCGUGGGAAUGUUGUGAGGAUUUUUAGGAGAUAACGCAUGUAAGCAUUUAGCAUAGUGUCUGGCACAUAGUAAGCCUUCAGUAAAUGGUAGUUAUUUUUGUUGAACUCAGCGUGUAAAUUGAACCUAGUUGGUGUAAUGCCAGAGACUGGGUUCUUAGUCACUGCACUGUUACCUGUCCAGCACGCAUCCUGGGUGUUCACAGUCUAAAAGAUUUUGAGAGAAGUUAUCCAACCUUAACACCCACCUCCAGCGUCUGGGUGCAUCACACUUCUCUUUCCUUUCAUCAGGCUGGCCUUGUAAAUGGCCAUGAGGAUGGUCAGAAAUUGUCCACUCUCAGUUGGAAUGGUUUCCUUGAGGUCUUGCCCACUUCCUGUUGCCCCUGGUGUGGACUUUCCUUGGAGAAGGAGGCCCUUACUUCCUCCCUAUUGGUGCCUCUGCUCCAUGAGAGGGGAGGGCCUGUGAGUCACCCUGGACCCUGUUUUCUUCUGCCCAAGGACUCUGCCCUUUGCACACAGCUCAGGGACCUGCAGCUGUUCCCUGUGUGUGGGGACCUCUCAGUGGGGGAAAAGAGAAGCCUUCUGUGUGGCAGAUUAUAGCAGUGACAGAAAGCCUAAAAGCUCUGCCUGCACCCUCACAUCGCCAGACAGGGGCCUUGUGUUUCGAGCUUCCUUACAAGUACUAACGGGCUAGAAGCAGGUGACCUCUUGAGGACAGAUGGUGUGGGGUGUUUCUCUUGGAGUCUGGGUUAGCUAGAAUCGAGCUUAGUUUAAAGGAUCACAUGGGUGUGUGAUGAAUGAAGGGGAAUGGGCACUGGAUUGUGUGAAAAAUCUUUUCACUUGGUUUUCUGAAUAGAGAUGGGGACUUGGGGAGGGCAUGGGUGUGAGGUGGAGGCUUCUUUGCUUUGGAGGAAUCUUGUUGACAGAGAAUCCAUGAAAUUCUCAAACCAAUGGACUAGUGAUAACAGAACUACCGAUUGAACAUGGACUGUUUCCUGGGUGUUGGUGGGGAAAGAAGACCAGACUCAAAGGCCCAUUGUAUUUAAAGAAUGGUUUCUCCCCUUCAGUUGAAUAAUGAAGUACUGGCUAUGACAGAAAUCAGGAGAAGGUUGUGGAAGAGUUCAGUAAGCAGCUGCUGCGACAGGCUGAUCUUGGCUGGUUCUCAUGCCCUUCUGGACCAGCAUUUGCCAGGCCUGGCACUUCUUCCCUUACUGUUGAGGCUGAUGGACGCAGGCUGCUUUCUGUCUGUAGAGAAGUUGUCCUCUCAACACUGGGGAUGCGGACCCAGUUGGGCUGUCGAUGGCCCUGUGUUGGUCUCCCAGGCAUUAGGCAGGGCCUGGCUCCUUGCAGCCUUUUCCUGUAUACAGUGCUCUAGGGGUUUAGGUGGUCCGGCCACCUGUGAUUCUGUUCCAAGUGAAAUUGUGUCUCUGAUCUCAUCCCCGUUGCUGUUUUUGUCCUUGGCUCCCAGAACACGUCUGCUUCUCACCUCCAUUCAGUUCCUGGACUGGGCUUGCUGCCUUGGUGCCUGGAAACGCCAGAAUAGGAAGGGAGUUAAGAAUAUUUUCUAGUGGACAGAAUGUAUAUACAUGUUUUUCUGAGAGUGUCCUCGGUGUGCUGCUUCGUUUUCAUACACAGAGCAUUGUGUUGCUACCUUAUGUCCCACUGGCUGGGUGUCUGGGACCUGGCUAGAAAGAGAAAGGGCUGAGCAGACAUCAGGGCCGAUAAAACUAAAGGACUUGGACCCAAGAGAACAAGUCAGGACAGGAUGCAGAGAUGGGGGGUUUCCAGCCAGAAGACCGCUGAGGAGCUGUGGGGGCAAAGGAGAGGCCAGGAGCCCCACAGCUGAGGACAGGCGGACAGAGGCCAGCACUGUGUUUUAUAGGUGUGGGGACCAGAAACAGGGCUCAGAAGCCCAUCCAGAAAGAUUCAAAGCUCGUGGAUUAUGGAUUAUCUUCUGGAGCUGAUGCUGAUACCAAAUUUUAAUUUUUAUUGAUGUUUAAUAUUUUCCAAAAGAGGAAGGGAAAACCAAAGUGGGUGAGGUAAGAGGCUCCCCCUUGGAGCCCUGGGAGCUCUGUGUUGUUGGGUGAGUCGGGCGCAGCUGUGGACCCGCUCAGGUCUGUGUGCUCCGAGGAUCUGUUUAAUGGGAAAGAUGCCCCACACAGAAAUGGCCUCCCCACCCACACUGGGGAGUGUGAGGCAGUCACCUAGGGCCCAUCAUCGCCUGUGUCUGCCACCCAGAGCUUAGCCUGGAUGUACCCUGCCCCCUCGAGGUCAGUUUCUCUGCCCCUCCUCUGGGGGGUGCGAUUCAGUGGACCCACACGGAUAAGCCGGGUACUGACAUUUGAUUUCUGGCCCUCAGAUGCGGGGGACCUUGGAGCCACUCUUGGGUGCGUGUGGAGCCCACCGGACAGCCCCUAAGGCCUCCACAGUUAGGGGUGUGUGUGUGUGUGUGUGUGUGUGUGUGUGUGUGUGUGUGCUGUGCCCUUUAGCCAACGUGGGGGUUCACAGAGUCUGCGUGUAUUCGCCACAGCUGACCUUUGUGUGCUGUCUGAUCUGUGUUGAACAAUACAUGUAGAUGCUUUUUCAGCGCAGUUCCAGAACAUCCUAUAUUGUACAUUGGGAAAUAUUUACCUUAUUUAUAUACCUGAAUGUUCCUGUUACACAAAUAAACAUCUAUUAAAUUCUG